CCGGCGCUGGGGCCGCCUGCGACCCUCGCGCACAUUUGGGAGGGGCAUCCGCCAAAUGGGGCGAGGGGACGCGCAACCGCGGGCACCGGGGGGUUCCCUGAUGCCAGGGCCCGCGGCGCUAAGCGCGGCGGCGGCGGCGGCACUGAUGGCCGCCUUGUUCCUGCUGUGGCUUGAGGACGCGGGGCCAGGGGCCGGCUCCAGCAUGGCCAAGACUGAGGCGCUGGCGAAGCUUCGGGAAGACUUCAGGAUGCAGAAUAAAUCUGUCUUUAUUCUGGGUGCCAGCGGGGAAACCGGCAAAGUGCUCUUAAAAGAAAUCUUGGAACAGAACCUGUUUUCCAAAGUCACGCUCAUUGGCCGGAGAAAGCUCAGCUUCGAUGAGGAAGCUUAUAAAAACGUGAAUCAAGAAGUGGUGGACUUUGAAAAGUUGGAUGACUACGCUUCUGCCUUUCAAGGUCAUGAUGUUGGAUUCUGUUGCUUGGGCACCACUAGAAAAAAAGCCGGGGCGGAAGGAUUUGUUCGCGUCGAUCGAGAUUAUGUCCUCAAGUGUGCGGAGCUGGCAAAAGCUGGAGGCUGCAAACAUUUUAACUUGCUGUCUUCUAAAGGAGCAGAUAAGUCAAGCAAUUUUUUAUAUCUGCAAGUUAAGGGAGAAGUGGAAGCUAGGGUAGAAGAAUUAGAAUUCGAACGGUACUCUGUGUUUAGGCCCGGAGUUCUAUUGUGUGAUAGGCAAGAAUCUCGUCCAGGUGAAUGGUUGGUUAGGAAGUUCUUUGGCUCCUUACCAGAAUCUUGGGCCAGUGGGCACUCUGUGCCGGUGACGACUGUGGUCAGGGCAAUGCUCAACAACGCAGUGAGCCCAAGUGGCAAGAAGAAGGAACUGCUGGAAAAUAAGGCCAUCCAAGACCUGGGAAAAGCCGAUUAACUCUCUCAAGCCAUGACCACACUGGAGAAAUGCUUCCCUCUGUAAAACUCGGCGCUCACUACCUAAUUGUUACUUUCAGGGUCUAAAAAAAGUCAGUGCAUUUUAGCUGUGGUUUCACUAUUCUCAGCUGCCCAGAUCCAAUAAAAAAUUAUUGUGUUCUGCAUCAGCAGUGCAGAGCCUGCUUGUACGUAUAUAUUCAUCACCCAGGGAGCUUUUCAAAAAUAGAUUCAUAGGCUCUACCUCAAACUCUGAAUCAGAAUCUUCAGGGGUGAGCACAGGAAUCUGUUGUUUUGUUCAAGCUUCCUAUAGUGAUUGUGGUGCCACUGGUGGGGUGGCCUGCUUUGAAAGGCUUGUCUGCAGUGGUAGCAGCGGUACAAACCUUUUGUAUUUUGCAGAUGAGUUCUGUUCUAAAAUUGUCAUUUGUGUUCCUUAGUUACCUGGUGCUGACUGCCGUGUUUGUGUGAAUGAACAUUGUGCCUUACUACUUCUUUAGAAUAUGUAAUAAAAGUUAUUAUAUAACUGG
Molecule: messenger RNA, 1439 nt
Organism: Hyaena hyaena (striped hyena)
Lineage: Eukaryota; Metazoa; Chordata; Mammalia; Carnivora; Hyaenidae
Gene: HTATIP2
Product: HIV-1 Tat interactive protein 2
Exons: 6
Coding region: 56-916 (286 amino acids)
Biological process (GO): import into nucleus
Cellular component (GO): cytoplasm
Source: RefSeq, a predicted model, not a curated record